Hemibagrus wyckioides is the source of this 808-nucleotide messenger RNA. RefSeq names its product interleukin-12 subunit alpha. The transcript is spliced from 6 exons. Gene Ontology annotation, molecular function: interleukin-12 receptor binding; growth factor activity. Gene Ontology annotation, cellular component: extracellular region. The record is from RefSeq and is a predicted model, not a curated record. Gene Ontology annotation, biological process: immune response. NCBI's taxonomy places the organism in Eukaryota, Metazoa, Chordata, Actinopteri, Siluriformes, Bagridae. The annotation marks the transcript as partial.
UUUAUUUGCUUAUUUAUUUGCUUACUUUACUUUUUUCCCCCUUCUUCUGUUGAAAUCUUUGCAGAUUUGUUGCUGUCUCUGCUGUGUGCCGUGUGCGCGGCCGGACCCGCGGGAGCGCGCAGCGUGCCCGUGCAUUUCUCCGGGGGGGCGUGCCUGGACCUGGGUCGUGCGCUUCUUCGGAAAGUGACAGAUGCGCUCGAGAUCGAUCAACUGUUCAGAGGAUUAAACUGCACGGAGCAAAGCGCUGAGCUGAGAACCAGCACGAGGACGCUGUCCACGUGCACGCCGAUGAACUCCGUAUGUUUGGAAGGCCCUGAGUUCACUUUGGAGCAGGACGAAUGUCUGCAGAGCGUCCUGGAAGAUCUCUGGUUUUACUGGGCAACGUUUAAAUCUUACAGCGAUCCGGAUCGAAUCCUGGAACACUCGGUGCUCAGAAACAUCGAGAACCUCAUGCAGAGCUGCUUUGCUGCCCCAUUGCUGGACAGUGCCCAGGUUCAGAUCUCUGUACACAACAAGAACUCCUUCGAGAGACGCCUGAAGCUCUGCAAAGUCCUGAAAGGCUUCCAGAGCCGCACCAUCACCAUCAACCGAGUGUUCAACCACCUCAUCCACUCCUCACACAUCUGAUCAGGACCAAGCUGUUUUUAUUUUAAAAAGACUUUCCACACCAGCAACCUAAUAAUUUAUUUUUUUAUUUUUUUGCUUACAGACAAAUCCAAAUAUAUGUUUGUGCUAUUACUUAAAAUGUGAAGUUAUUUAAACCUAUUUAUUGCAUCUAUUUAUUCAUGAAUUCAUAUGAUGUUGUGGU